Molecule: messenger RNA, 2117 nt
Organism: Syngnathoides biaculeatus (alligator pipefish)
Lineage: Eukaryota; Metazoa; Chordata; Actinopteri; Syngnathiformes; Syngnathidae
Product: toll-like receptor 5
Exons: 2
Coding region: 167-1957 (596 amino acids)
Cellular component (GO): extracellular matrix
Molecular function (GO): protein binding
Source: RefSeq, a predicted model, not a curated record
GAAAGAAAGGCACUCCUCUCAGCGCCAUGUUCCCUCCCAUUCUUAUGAUUGCGUGCCAGGCUGCCUCUCAUCCUGCUCCAUCAUUGGAUCUAUAGCCAAUUGCGCCUAUAAGAACCUACACUGGAUUCCUUCCCUACCUCCGAACAUCACCCACCUGUACUUAGAGAUGAACCACAUCGGUGAGAUUAACGCCACCUCUUUGUCUGGCCUGGAGAUGCUACAAGUGGUGGACUUGGGUCAUCAGUAUUCAUCGCUGCUGAUCCGAAACAAUGCAUUCAGCAGUCAAAGACACCUCAAGAAGUUGGAGCUGGGCUUCAAUACAAGGCUUCAGCUGGAGCCGCAGGCCUUUUUAGGAUUGUCUAGAUUGCAGACUCUCCACCUGGAUUACUGUUCCCUCCAGGAUUCCAUUCUGAAGGAAAACUAUUUGAAGCCCCUUUCUUCAUUAGAGACUCUUAACUUGUUUGGUAACCAGAUAAAAAGACUCCAGCCUGCAAUGUUCUUUUCCAAUAUGACUCACCUGAAAAAUUUGAAUCUAAAACUGAAUCGUAUCAACAAAAUAUGUGAACCAGAUCUAGCUGCCUUCCAGGGAAAGCAAUUUGAAUCCUUGAAUUUAGACUCGAACAAACUUCAGGCUACGUACGAUGAAAAUUUCAAUCAGCGUACUUGUGGGAACCCUUUCAGAGGAAUAUCUUUUGGAACCCUUGACUUGUCCCAUAAUGGGUUCAGCAUAGCCAGGUUAAAGUUAUUUUUCAAAGCUAUCGAGGGUACUAUGAUUUCUCAUCUCAAGAUAUCAGGACACAUAGGUAAGGGCUUUUCAUUUAACAAUCUCCUGGAUGUGGACAGAAGCACUUUUGAGGGCCUAAGGACCAGCUCAAUCACCAUACUGGACAUGUCUAAAAACAGGCUCUUUGCAUUGCAACCGAAUGUAUUCAGUCCACUACCCGAAGCUCAUGUCAUUAACCUCGCUAGAAACCAACUUAAUCAGAUACAUAAAAAUGCAUUUGAAGGCCAGGAACAUUUAAAGACACUCGACCUGUCCUAUAAUUUGCUCGGCGAUAUCCGGGCUCACAGUUUCGCUCCUCUAAGGAAUUUACGAGUGUUGGACCUCGCUUACAAUCACAUUGGCGUAUUUGGCUAUCAGGCAUUUAGUGGACUUCUCAGUUUAGAAGUAUUAAAUCUGACUGGAAACUCUCUCAGGACAUUUGGCUUCCCUAGCACUCUGCCUGGUUUAACUUAUCUCAAUCUGUUUGACAAUAAAUUGACCUUUGCAGCAGUGGACAGCAUCACAGCAUUUGCCCCUAAUGUCACAUAUUUGAACAUUCAGACCAACAGAGUGGAAAACCUGGAGGGUGUGUACACCUUUUUGGCUAAGCUGAAAAAACUCCAGCAUCUCUUCUAUGGAGGAAACCCCAUCAAAUGGUGCACAAUGAAUACACAAGCUUCUGAAAAGAAGGAAAGCAGUGUGAAAGUGUUAGAUGUUCACAGCAGUAACUUGCAGUCGAUUUGGUCUCAAGGCAAAUGCCUUGAUCUGUUUGAAGGUCUCCGUCAUUUGGUCAGUCUGAGCUUGAGAUCGAACAACUUGCGCUCUCUUCCCGAAGGAAUCUUCAAGGGUCUCACCUCACUUCUAAACAUGGACCUCUCAUUCAACACUUUAACAUAUCUCCGGCCUGAUGCAUUUCCCCAAAGUCUCAAAUUACUAAACCUCGCUAACAAUUUCAUAGCGUCCCCUGACCCGGCCCCCUUCCGCACUCUAAGUGUCCUCAACUUGAAAAUGAACGGAUUCCACUGUAAUGCCAACCUCACAAACUUCUUGAUGUGGGUUAAGAAAACAAAUGUGACUUUCACGAGUCCUAUUGAGGAGUUGAGAUGUGAAUUUCCUAUUGCAUUUUAUAAAGUUCCGCUGUUGGAUUACUCCAUUCAGCUACUUGGCACUGGAAGCGCUGAAAAGGGCUUAUAGGGAUACAAACAUGACUAAUACUUUGAAUACAUCCAUCCAUUUUCUGAGGUGCUUAUCCUCACGAGGGUCACUGGCAACCAGUUCAGGGUAUACCCAACCUUCUGCCCAAUGCUAGCUGGGAUAGACGCCACCACCACCGUCACUCUUGUGAGGAUAAGUG